CUGCCUGAUUAUUUAACACACCACAAAACACUGGUGUGAAACUUUAACUGUGUUGGGCUCUUAGUGAUUUUGGGUUUCCCUUACACAAUGGGGAUGAUAGGCUGUUGUAUUUGUUUCAUAUUGCCUGCUCUAGCACUGUCUGUGGACUCACAGGCUGUUGUUCAUGAUGUCUGGCCUGACGUUGGUGGUGGAUUUUUAGCUGAAAGCCUCUUACAGACACCUCGUUUCAGUGAAGUUGGGCCGAGCUUACCAGUACCUUUUCCGAUCUGGAACUUGAUGGAUAUAAGAAGCAGCUUUGAUCUAAGACUGAUGAACUCUUCUUGGAGUGGUCCUGCUGAGACUAAUAUCUACCCAAAAGGACAAUCUGUGUACCUGCAGGUAUCUGCUUCAACUGGAUCAGACCAGGAGCUCUACAUCCAGUCAUGCUAUGCUACAUCAUCUUCAGACCCCAUGGAUAAAUUCAGAUCUGCUCUCAUUCUCAACAAGGGAUGCGUGUCAUCUAAACAGUCUGUGAUUGAGUUUAUCUCCAGACAGCGUGAUUCCAUUAACUUGCUCUUGGAUACAUCCAGGUUGAAGUUCUCACAGAUUUAUAUACACUGCAGCGUGGUCUUCUCUUCAGCAGUGACUCCAGACACCAAAUCCUGCAACUACAACAAGAGUAAAUCCAGCUGGGUUGAGUUGGGUGGCCAGACAAGUGUAUGCAAGUGCUGUGCAUCAAAAUGUAAAGGUCCUCCUUCCUAUGGUGGUCCAUCAAAAGAAUUGAAAGCACUUGUGAGUACUGGUCCACUUGCCUUUAAGGAAGAGCAACAUGAGAAAGGAGAACCGUCACUGUCCAAUUCCUUUAAUGCCACCUCCAGAGUUGGAUCUUUCACAAGAACGAAUCAGAUCGUAUCUGGAACAUUCCCAUCUUCAGUGAAAAAAGGCUGGAUUGCAGCUAGUGUCACUGUAUCGGGUAACUCGAAGAAGAAAGUUCCUUACCGCUCCCCCUGGCUCUCUCAACCAGUAGUAUCGGAUACCGUGAUGGUAGUAAGCCAAGACCCAGGAAGUGCUUUAUCGCUGUGGCUACCAGAACUUCUGAUGGAUGUUGUGCCUGAUCCAGGUCUGGAGAUGGUAGUUGAUAUCCCACAGCAGAACAGUACAGCCAAACUUGUUGGUGUGUCCAGUCAAGAUGAUGCGCCAACUGAAAAAGCGCACUCGGAGACCACUUCUGAAGAAAUUCAUCAGGACGCUCGUGAUUGGAAAUCUCUAAUUCCAGAGCGUGUAAGUGAAGUGUACCAGGCCGAUUCCCCUGGUUUGAUGAACGACUGGGAUUUGGGCGAUGAUGCUGCAUUGGAGGGGUUUCACUCCUCAGAGGAGGAACUGAGAGGUGAUGUGUUUAUGAACUACAAAUGGCCACAGCACUAUGACCUCCCUGACCAUAAAGUGCACAUGGAUGCUUUAACGUCAUCUCUGCUGGAAAAGCUUCCUGAGAAGCCUCAGGAAAAGGAUGAUGACAUUAGGGUCCUCGAGCAGAUGGAAAAAGUGGUUAAAAAGGUUAAAGGAGAUGAAUUUGGAAAGCCGGAGUACAUGAAGAAAACAAAGUUAACUUUUAGUCAGGCUUCAGAUGGGUCCAGUUCCCUCAGCUAUGAGGAAGAAGAAAGGAGUCCGAGCGUGGGUGAGCAGGAGGUCAAGAAAAGUAAGCUGGAGAUGGAACGGAUGAAGGUGGAAGAAGACGGAAGUUCAAAGAAACUGGAAAAAGAUCUGAUGCAAUCCGUGUUGGACCUGGUGAGGGGCUUGAAUAAGACGAUGACUAAUCAGUGACGUGGGCUGACUUACAAAUGUCUGUAUUUAUAAUGACCUUCUAAAUAAAGGUGUUACAGGAAAUUAAAUGUUUCUGUCUACAGAAAUGUGGGCUUGCUUUCACUUUAAGCUUUGCAAUGGAUUUUUGAGCAAUGAGUCAUUUUUUUUUUUUCCUUAAGUGUCUAUAUUUACUGGGUAAGUGUGUGAUCCAAAGAAUUGGUCAUUUUCUUAAUAUCUAGAACUUGUCUGAUGUUUAACAUUUUGCUGAACUGUCCUUGGUACACUGUUGGGGGAAACAUUGGUUCUUUGAAUGGUUCAUUGGCUAUUUUAAAGGUCUUUUAGCCUCCAAAAAGGCUUCUCGGACCUUUUUCUGAUUGAAAUGGUGAGUUACACAGAAUCAUCUAAGGGUCCCUCCUGAGGGAAAACCAAAGUACACCUUAAAGGUUCUAAAGUGCA
Messenger RNA from Pangasianodon hypophthalmus (striped catfish), 2235 nucleotides. RefSeq names its product zona pellucida protein C (gene zpcx). Gene Ontology annotation, cellular component: extracellular matrix. The transcript has 7 exons. Bases 88 to 1800 code for a protein of 570 amino acids. Gene Ontology annotation, biological process: positive regulation of acrosome reaction; egg coat formation; binding of sperm to zona pellucida. Gene Ontology annotation, molecular function: acrosin binding. Lineage: Eukaryota; Metazoa; Chordata; Actinopteri; Siluriformes; Pangasiidae. The record is from RefSeq and is a predicted model, not a curated record.